Molecule: messenger RNA, 2679 nt
Organism: Acanthoscelides obtectus
Lineage: Eukaryota; Metazoa; Arthropoda; Insecta; Coleoptera; Chrysomelidae
Source: the annotation of a GenBank genome assembly
GCACUUGGUUAAUUCGACACGUGAUAUGUCAACCCUGUAUUGAUUGAUGAAUUCAACAGAAUUGUCUUUCUCAUCUCGCUUAUAGGGUUGCAGAUUUCUUCUGGUGUGAUCAGGAGCUUCAGAGGACACCUGUAAAGAAAGUGAAGUGUCAAUAAUAGUAAACAGAUGUCGCCGAAAAAUUCGAUUCGUCCAUUAUCUAAAGUGUUUCUGUUUUUUGCGAUGAAUAAAAACUAGUCGCUUGAGCUUCUGCAUAUCGAGAUCCUUGGAACAGGGCUUUGUCGUUUCCGUUCCACACGAUUGCUUUAUCGAGGUAGUGCCGUAGUUUGGAAUUUUUGUGCAGAAAGUUAUUUUUUUUACUACCGACAGAGGGACUUGAUACCUGUGGUGACCGCGCAGGUAAAAUAACGCGGUAAAGCGCAAUCCUACUAUUAGAAUAAGCUAAAAAUAAGGCCCAGUACCGGCAUCUAAUUUUUUCGGCGGGGCUAUGGCAGCUACUAGUGUCGUAGUUCUGGAUAGAGGAAAUAAUACUACUUGUACAAUAAACUUACACGGUGCAACGGUGGUUUCGUGGAGAGUAAACAAUCAAGAGCAAUUGUUUGUUAGCAAGCAAGCUGUCUUUGAUGGGAAAAAGGCUAUCAGAGGUGGAAUACCAUUUGUAUUUCCUCAGUUUGGUCCAUGGACCUUUGGACCUCAACAUGGUUUUGCACGAAUUAUUCGAUGGAACUUAGAGAAAGCCCCUGAGCGGUUAGCAAGUGGUGAUGUUGAGGCAAUAUUUUCUAUAAUGGAUACAGAUUUCACUAGAUCUAUGUGGAACUAUGCGUUCCGACUGACCUAUAGACUGAUUCUCCGUGAGAAGGAGUUACAUUUUAAUAUAGCAGUGUACAAUCCCAGUAAGGAUUUGACCUUCAGCUUUAAUAUGCUACUACAUACGUAUUUCAAAGUUCCUGAUGUCAGACGCUGUCAACUUACUGGACUGCAAGGCUGUACGUUCAUUGAUAAAACUAGAGAGGGGGCUAUAUAUCAAGAGACAAGAGACAUAGUAACUAUAAACGAAUGGACUGAUAGAAUCUACCAAAACACGCCUCAAGAGCACAUCAUUACGAACGUCGUGUCAGGUAGAAAAAUGCGAAUACAGAAGUACAAUUUUCCAGAUACAGUCAUCUGGAACCCGUGGGUUGACCAUGCCAAGGACAUGUCCGAUUUUGGAGAUGAUGAAUACCCUAACAUGGUCUGUGUUGAAGCUGGACAUGUCUCCAGCCCUGUCAUAUUGAUGCCUGGUACAGCUUUUGAGGCUAGCCAAAUACUUCAAGUUAUGUAAAUAGAAUGAGGUCAGUUUCAACAGGGUGUGGCGUAAGACAAGCCCUAGUAUAAAAAUUUCCGGACAUUUGAUGGAUACGUUUUUACAGCACAAGUUGUUUAUUUACACAUCUUUUUGGUGGAAAUAUUCUCUUUUCACUUGCGACGGUAACUCACUGAUGAAUAUCUUCAAGGGAAUAGAACAUCGCAAGCUUUCUGUUGACGCAGCAGAAACACUCGUCUAAACUGUAAAGACUGUUUCCUCAAAAAUGAUUGGACUACUAUUGCAAACCAGAUAUUACCCUCUUCUCAGCCCCAUUGAAUUUGUUUGGAAUUAACUUGAUCGGACAGGCAUAAAACAGAGUGCAACAAAAAGUGGUAUGAAGCAAUAUGAAGAACACAUACUAGAAUGCUACUAAGCAACGCAAAAGUAUUGAAUGUAAAAAGAGAAUUUUUUGACCAAAGACAUGUGCAAAUACAAUGUAAUAUUUAUACAAGUUAUUAUUUCAGAUAAAUAUCAGAAUAGGAAGUAAGUUAAACAAGGAUUUCUUGAUGUUCAAUUAUUUUUUGCUAUCUGAAGAACCUUCUAUUUAUAUUUUCAUUGUCAAUUAUCGACCCUCAUGUGUCGGGAAACUUUUGAACUGUAGUUCAUGUUAAUGUUCCUAUACCGUGUAUAACAAUGAUUUUUUUUUAAAGCUGAAAAAUGUACUAAAAACCAAACACAGAAUUUUUAAUUUUCGGAACAGUUGUAAUGUCUUCUGUUCAAAAAAUAUAUUUCUUACGGCACACCCCGUUUAUACUACCAUCUUUUUUGGGGGGUUUUAAGGGAGAAUGUUAAGCCCCAAAAGAGUUGGUGACAUCAUCUAGUCACUCUGUACCCAGUCAGUUUAAGACAGUCAAUCAACACUUACUGCUUACUCUUGCAUUUGUACAAAAAGCAUGCACCUUUUUUUAAAUAAACAAAGCUUUUUCUAUUAAAUAAUUAAAUGUGGCUAAUUGAUAGAUCAAUGAAAAGGUUAUAUGAGUCAGAAAAUCUCUCACUCUGUCUAUAUCAGUUUCUCCAAAUGAUGCUUGAGAGACAAACAACUGACUCGAUUUUCUGUAAGACUUUGUUAUAUUGACUGACUUAAUUUAUCUGAUCAGGGUGACUGCCAAGUAACUCCAUGUGUCAAUGCAAGAGUUGAUAUUUAUUAAGUCGCUGAAAAAGCAAUAUGUUAGAAUUAUUGUUAUUAUCGAAAUCUUCUGCAGGUUUCAUAAUCUCGGAUGUCAUUCCAAAAAAUCAGUUAGCCUUAUGUUGUAUACGAGUGGUAGUGUUUUACAGGUAAUUAUUAAAUAAAGAUGUUUGAUUGUGCAAUAAUGAAAUAAAAAUUUUGUGAAGUUCUA